AUGAAGAUGGAUAGUGCUACCAUGGGAGGCUCAAAGAGAAGGCUAUCAUCAAAUAGAGGACUUGGAGGAGUCCUCAGAGAGCAGAGGGCAAGGCUAUACAUUAUAAGAAGAUGUGUGGUCAUGCUCCUUUGUUGGCAUGACUAG
Gastrolobium bilobum is the source of this 144-nucleotide messenger RNA. RefSeq names its product small polypeptide DEVIL 6-like. The transcript has a single exon. Gene Ontology annotation, biological process: negative regulation of cell population proliferation. NCBI's taxonomy places the organism in Eukaryota, Viridiplantae, Streptophyta, Magnoliopsida, Fabales, Fabaceae. The coding region runs from base 1 to 144 and encodes 47 amino acids. The record is from RefSeq and is a predicted model, not a curated record.